AUGGCGCCCUCAAGAGCCGCAGAAAAGGAGGCAGAAGUCCCACGACUACCUAUGCCCAGCAGGAAUCCAAUGCCAUUGAGUUCAUCACAGGAAGCGCAGGUUAGAGAGGUAUAUCAUGCGAGAGUGAGGGGUUAUUGUGCCACGGAGAUCAAGGCAUUCGCCGAUUGUGCCCUCGGCCGCACCUUCACAGCACCAUUCAAAUGUCGAGCCCAGAACCGAGUCAUGAAUUCAUGCAUGAUAUCUCAUUCUUCCCAAGAUGAACAGGACGCUGCGAGGGAGGAGUGGUUCGCGUUGCGGUUGCAGAGGCAGGUGGACCGGGAGAAGAAGGAAGAGAGGAGGAAGGAGCAAGAGCGGUUCCAUAAGGAGUGGUGGGGCUUGCCGAUUGAGGAACGAGAGGGCGAGAAGGGGAAUGCGGUAAUGAAGAAGGCGGAACGGGUGGGUGGCUUCCCGUCACGGGAGAGGGAGGGGGAGUUGAGUAAGGAUAGGCACAGGUGA
This is a messenger RNA of Lachnellula hyalina, 495 nucleotides long. It is a transcript of the gene cmc2, whose product is annotated as COX assembly mitochondrial protein. Gene Ontology annotation, cellular component: mitochondrion. Lineage: Eukaryota; Fungi; Ascomycota; Leotiomycetes; Helotiales; Lachnaceae. The record is from RefSeq and is a predicted model, not a curated record. The transcript has 2 exons. The coding region runs from base 1 to 495 and encodes 164 amino acids.